This is a messenger RNA of Aphidius gifuensis, 1779 nucleotides long. Its product is annotated as transmembrane protein 164-like. Lineage: Eukaryota; Metazoa; Arthropoda; Insecta; Hymenoptera; Braconidae. The record is from RefSeq and is a predicted model, not a curated record. The transcript is spliced from 5 exons. The coding region runs from base 164 to 1030 and encodes 288 amino acids.
UGGUUGCACAUAAAUGACGUCAUUUGUAUCUACUAAAUCUAUUACACAAAAAAAGUAAAUAAUAAGUACAUACUUGACUAUUUUUAUUUAUUUAUUUUUUUUAUUUUGUUACUUAGAGAUAUUAUCUGACGUUUGGCCAUUGUGAUUUUGGAAAAUUUUAAAAAUGUUUGAGUGGGCAUACAGUGGUGUCAAUGCAUCCAUACCUCGUAAUCAGGGUCCAGAGUGUACAUAUUUCAUAUCAAUUGAAUAUAGAAUAAUUGAAACACUUAUUGUGUCAAUAUUAAAUAUUUAUUUAUUCAUAUAUGGAUUUAAAAAUAUAACCUACCAAAAUAAUAUUAAAUAUGUUAAUCAAGAUAGAAGUGGUAAAAAAAUUUUACUUGUUAUUAUGUCAAUGAUAUUUGGUAUGGAAUUAGGAUUUAAAUUUUCAAGUAAAACUGUUGUAUAUAUAUUAAAUCCAUGUCACAUAACAACUUUAAUUCAGUUGUAUUUACUUGCUGCUAAACCAAGUAAAUUAGUAACAGCAUUAUUUAGAAUACAACUUAAUUUUAUGAAUGGACCAUUAUUGGCAUUUGUAUUUCCAGAAACAGAAUCACGAAUUAUAUUUGCUGAUAAAUCAAUGUAUUAUUUACAACAUGGUAUGAUGGUUGUAAUACCACUUUAUUUAAUGCGACUUGGUGGUGUUUAUAAUGUUGAACCAUUAAAUGAUUGGAGCUGGAGUAUUUUAGCUUUUGCAUUUAAUAUGGGUUAUCAUUUUUGGAUUUUACAACCUCUUGCUUUUCCAAUCCAAACAAAUCUUAGUCACAUGCUUUGUCCAGCAAUGUUGGAUCCUUUUGGAAAUAAAUAUUAUCGUUUAUCAUCAAUCAUUCAUCAAGGUAUACUUUGUCCACUUUUAGCUAAAUUAAUGUACAUGGGAGGUAAUUUUAUGUUUACAAAAUUUUCACCAACAAAAGUUAAAUCCACAUUGAAUGAAACAAUUCAUCAUGAUUUUCCAACAAGUGAUAAAUGUAAUGGUAGUGCUCAUGUUGAUUAAUUAUUCAAAAGAAAAUAUAACUAAUUAAAUUACUAGCUGGGUUUUAAUAAUGAAAAAAAUUGUAAAAAUUAAACAAGAUAUUUUGAAAAUUAUUUUCAAACUUGUUUAUUAUUUUUUUUUUUUUUUGUUAACUAUUUAUUAAUGAAUUUUGUAUUUCGAAAAAACAAAAAUUAACGAACGAAUAGCUUUGAAUUUAUCAAUGAUAUAUUUAGACAAUGGGGAAGGGUAGUUAAAUGAAAUAUUUUUAAAAGAACAAAAUUGUUACUAGUCGUGAAAUAAUAUAUUUUAAAUAAGCAUAAAGAAAAAAAUAAUGACUCAAAUUUAAAUCCAUGACGUUCCAGUUUGAUUUAAACAAAUUGUAAUAUUAAUAAUUUUUAAAUUUUUAAAAUAUUUUUAAUUAAAUUAAACACACAUACUAUGUCUUCUUGCUGAGAAUUUUAUCUUUAUUUUGCUGAUAGCUUUUUUAAAAUAUAACAUUAUUUUUAAUUGAUUUAUUUUUUUAUUAAAUCAGCUUUAUAGUUAUUAUUAUACAAUGCAUAAUAAAGAAUUGAACAAAACUCCAAGUGUAAUUGUAAGUUUUUAAUAUUGACAAGAAAUUAAUUAAAAAACAAAAUAAUAAAUUAUUUAAUUAUGCUUAUAUUCAAUAAAAGUUUAAUUGUUUAAUAACCAUUUUAUAAUUCAUAAAGAUGUAUAAAGAUAUUUAUAAAAAUUCCAUGAAAUAUAAUGAUUUCGUUGUUUUUUCAUUUGAA